Molecule: messenger RNA, 907 nt
Organism: Neurospora crassa OR74A
Lineage: Eukaryota; Fungi; Ascomycota; Sordariomycetes; Sordariales; Sordariaceae
Exons: 4
Coding region: 66-830 (254 amino acids)
Source: RefSeq, a predicted model, not a curated record
GGGGGGAUACGAGUGGUGCUGGGGAUGUGAGAGACGCUGCCGGGAGUAGCGAAGGAAGAGAGGCGAUGAACGUGGGUAAUAGGGAAGGAAGAGGCUGUGGUGGGUUUGGGGGGGUGAUUAUACUACUGGGUGGGGAGAGAGGGUGCUGGAUGUCAGGCACGAGGGGAAGGGAAUGCCGUGAUGGGGAAGAGGAGGAGAAGGUCGAAGAGAAGAGAAAAGAGGAGGAGGAGCAGGUGCACGAAAGGGGUCAGAAGAAUAUCGAAAGUGAGUUCGCUCAGUUCGAUAGCCAGCUCCAACAAACAGUCACUCCCGGUCUUCUGUUUACGCUCUUCCUUUUCCUCAGCAAGAUCAAGCUGGGCCUUUUACUUCCCAUUCUCAUGUUUACGAUCACGGGCACAUACCUCUUCUCAUUACCUCCCCACUUACUCAUCCUGCACCUCAACAAUCUUACCACCAUCAUCAAAGGGGUUCAGCAGUCGGAAUGCACACCCCUGGUAACCGAGAUGGGCCCCAGUUAUUCUAUCCCCCGCAUUUCAACCCAGCACUCGGCUCUGAGUCCCUACAGCCCGUUGGGUGCCGGAAAAUCAAUGUCUUGUGGGACAAACGAGAACAUGAACAUGAUGAACUUGAGAGCCAAGUGUCUGGGGCCCUUUGUUAAUGGAUUUCGGAAGAGGUGCAGUGGUGAGGGAUCAAGCGGUGAGGGCAAGGAUGACAACAAGAUUCAUGCGUCAGGGGCAAAGUUCAAGUGCCAUCGGUUAUGGGAGCAAAGGUGCCAAGCUGCCCCUGGGCAGGAAUGGCUGGAAGCCAAGGCCAUGCAUGCGUGGAAGUAAGUGAAUGUUAGGCGGCGAUGGGGAAUCCAGAGUGGUGAGGAAAGUCAAAAGUUCGGGCAGAGAUGAGAGAGGGACAG